Molecule: messenger RNA, 1395 nt
Organism: Orycteropus afer afer
Lineage: Eukaryota; Metazoa; Chordata; Mammalia; Tubulidentata; Orycteropodidae
Source: RefSeq, a predicted model, not a curated record
AUGUCCUGGCAGGGCCCUAUGACCUUUGAGGACGUGGCCGUGUACUUCUCCUGCGAAGAGUGGGGGCUCCUUGAUGUGACCCAGAGAUUUCUAUACCACGAUGUGAUGCUGGAGACCUUUGCCUUCAUGGCCUCUCUGGGACUUAUCUCUUCUAGGACCCCUGAAAUCACCCAGCUGGAGCAAUGGAGAGAGCCCUGGGUGCCUGACCAAGAAGCUACAGUCCCAGACACACCACAAGGUAGUUGGCAUGGAGUGGAGGCUGGGGAGAAACCACACCCAUGUGGGUCAUGUGGGAAAGGGUUCUGGUUCCGGGCAGACCUUGACCAGCACCAGAAGCUGUAUGCUGGAGAGAAACCCUUCAGAACAGAAGUGGGUCAGCUCUCAGUUUUGAAGAGCUGCAGAGUUCACCUGUCAGAGAAACCCAUCCAACACAGGGAGGGUGGGAGAGACAUCCUGAUCAGCUCAAAUCUUCCCAGACCUCAGGGGACUCACAGUGGGGGUAAGUCUGCGAGUGCUGAGUGUGGGGAGGCCUUCCACACUGGAAAAAAGCAUUACAGAUGCCAUGAGUGUGGGAAAGCCUUCAGUCAGAAUUACUUACUUGUUCAGCACUGGAGAAUCCACACUGGAGAAAAGCCUUAUGAGUGCAGCGAGUGUGGGAAGUCGUUUAGCAAUAAAUCCAACCUUCAUAUCCACCAGAUAGUGCACACUGGAGAACGGCCUUACAGGUGCAGUGAGUGUGGGAAAUCCUUUAGCCGCAAUGCUGACCUCCUUCAACACAGGAGAGUGCAUACUGGAGAAAAGCCAUUUACGUGCAGCGAGUGUGGAAAACCCUUCAGGCAUAAUUCCACACUUGUUCAGCACCAGAGAAUCCACACUGGAGUCAGGCCCUAUGAGUGUAGCGACUGUGGGAAGUUCUUCAGUCACAACUCCAGUCUCAUGAAACAUGAGCGAGUUCACACUGGAGAGAAGCCUUAUGACUGCAGGGAGUGUGGGAAAGCCUUCAGCCACAAGUCAAGCCUCAUAAAUCACUGGAGAGUCCACACUGGAGAAAGGCCUUAUGAGUGCAGCGAAUGUGGGAAAUUCUUCAGCCAGAACUCCAGCCUCAUUCAACAUCGGAAACUGCACACUGGUGAGAAGCCCUUCAAGUGCAAUGAAUGUGGACGGUUCUUUAGUGAAAAUUCCAGCCUUGUUAAACACUGGAGAGUUCACACUGGAGCAAAGCCUUAUGAGUGUGGCAAAUGUGGCAGAUUUUUUCGCCACAACUCAAGCCUCACUAAACAUUGGCGAAUUCAUACUGGAGAGAGGCCUUACAAGUGCAGCAGCUGUGGGGAAUCCUUUAGUCAGCGCUUCAAUCUCAUUCAACACCAGAGAGUUCACACUGGAGAAAAGUCUUGA